GCUCACACUUACUCACACUCAACGAUAAAAUACGAUGGGUUCAUUAUUUAUAGACUUGCGCACUCCCCCCCGGUUAUCUCAGGUCCUGACCUCAACAACCAAGUUCGGCCCUGGUAGCCUUGAAUUCUCAUGAGCAUUACAUCGAUGUUAUAAUAUCGUCCGUAAUACUUACACUUUAUAUUAAUUCAACCUACCACCCACCAGGACUGGACUCUUUCAGUCAUCACCACCACUCCAGGACGUAUACGACUUACGACUACGGUUACUAAUACGUCGACCUGACCACCACCAAUUGGUUUAGAUAACCAAUUCACUUACACCACACAACCACAACCACAGCAACAUGCACGUACUACACGGCUUCGGCCAGCGACGAAAAUCGUCUCGCCGCCCUAGAGAUCUCCAUAUCCGAAAGGUCUCAUUCUCAGGAUCCUCUCUCUCAUCCGGCUGCUCUCUCUCAUCAUCUUCAUCAUCAACUAUCUCCGCAGUAUCAACACCAUCCCUUCAAACACCAACAGCUUCUCGACCCGAAAUCGAUCCUCUCGCCUCACACCCCGCCUUCCACGCACCACCAAGGCUGUAUGAACGACCAUUUAUUCGCAUGGAUGAUGCCGAGCCUGUCUUUUAUGGUACCGACAAUGCAGUGGUCGAUGAGGAGGACUAUGUCGAGCAGGAUGUUGCUGCUCAACAACCAACUGAGAUGGCUCUGCCUCCUCAUGUUAGCCCAAUGGAUGCUGCUGAUGAGGAGGGCAAUGAGCCAAGGGAUUACUUCUUUACAACACUAUCAAAACGACCACCGAUGCCCAAGUCUCGCUGGUCCGAAUCUACUAUCCAGAGUAUCCAGACCUUUGAGGACGAGGAGGAUGACUCCGAAGUCACUCAGUCUGAAGACUCUGAAGAUGAGACCGAUGAUGCUUCAGUCCUUGAGAUGCGUCGUCUAUCACGUCACGCCUCAGCACUGAAGCCUGUCUCUAUUAACACAACUUACACUGCCCGACCUGGCCUGGCACCUAAGCGUCCUCCCAUGCGCUCCCUUGACAGCGUCGACAACUUUAUCCGACGCGGAGGAUGGAAGCGUCGUGGCAUCGUCUUCCACAAGGAUGACCUUGACAACCAGCGAUGCGAGCAGGACCGCAACAGCUUCUAAACUACUAUCACCUUACACCACUCACUCAACAUACCUCUCAUCUUUUGUUUAUUUCAUUCAUGUCAUGAUAUUUCGUCGAUACCCCAUUUCAGCACAUACCAUCUGCUUCUUUUCUUUCUUUGAAUGACAUCUUACGGCUGUUUUAACAUCCUUCGGCCCAUUAUCCGGGCUUGACUUUUUUCUUUCCAUGUCUAUACACAUCAAUGGGGGCCUGGAGUUUUUGUCUAUAUGAGCCUUGGGAAUUUUGGGAAAGCGAUAAAAGCGAUCAUUCUUGGGUUUUGUGGGAUUAGGAAGUAUGGGAUUAUGGGACUUACGGCUUGGAUAUUGUGUUGGACACACAUCUCACAUGGAUCUUUCUACUACAUAUUACUCUACUAUUACUCUCUCCCUGUCCUUGGGCGGCAUUCUUCUUACUCUACCGAACAAUCUACCAUAGGAGUCUCUUAUUGAGGCUGAAUACUACAUUUUGCCGUCUCCAUAUCCUGCAGCCUUGAUUAUCGUGCAUGUCUCACUUUGCCCUGUGAUAUUUUGAUACCGAGCCUAAACAGCAUCCACUUUACAUCUUGGGUCCAGAUUGUGGUCCGAGCAUUGCACUUUCACGCUGCAUUUUCAGCCUCAUGAAUUUCCACAAAUAUUACAAUUCUGACGUGAAAUAUUACUGGAGACGAUGAGAUUUGUUGGCGAGCGGCCUCACCGAAGCCCGGGCCAUGGGAACUGGGGAAAUUCGCAUCAUCAUCGUCAAGUUGUGCACUAAUAAGCGAGACUUUUGGUCGUGCUAGUCUCAACGGUCCCUGAUCCCUGGCAUUCACAACCGCGUUCUUUCUUCCUUUUUCUAC
Molecule: messenger RNA, 1983 nt
Organism: Fusarium odoratissimum NRRL 54006
Lineage: Eukaryota; Fungi; Ascomycota; Sordariomycetes; Hypocreales; Nectriaceae
Exons: 1
Coding region: 344-1147 (267 amino acids)
Source: RefSeq, a predicted model, not a curated record